AUGUUUGAAACUGACCAAAUAGAUGGAAUACUUCCGGAGGAGAUAUAUGAAAACCAUUUAUCCGUUAACAGUAAGUCAUGUUUGCAGCAAUACAAACUUUCAUUACGCAGUUCGUCAAAUGUGGCCUCUAAUGACUUGCUCAAGUGUGCUUGGAAGAGAAACGGCGAGCUGUUCAAUGGUAAAGCAAAGGACCACAUUCUUAAAACUGUCAAUUCACUGGUACAGAAUGUUGACACAAGUCAAAUAAAGACAUGGAAAACUUGUUUAAGCCAAUUAGAUGCGGAAUCAAUGUUUCAACAAUCUUUGCCAUCAUGUGCACAAUGUCCAGCUACAAGUUAUUCCAACUUGGAUAAAUUUAUAAACAACAAAUGUAAGUGUGACUUAGGUAUAGUAAACAAUAUGGAAAGAGCCAGUAAGGAAACCAUAGACACAAAAGGCAAUUCUCUAUUUGUUAGAAAUUUUAAUUCACAACACUCAAGCCAAGAGUCCAAAUCUGAUGAUGACAAACAGAUUUUCAAACCAAGGUUUGGGCGACAAAAGAAUGCAAACAAAAAUAUUGUUCAGCCAAUAACGAGUACUCCUGCUUUGGUUGAAGAAGUAGAUUUUGAUAAGGAAGAAGAUGAAAACAAAGCACAUAGAAGUAAUGUGGCAAAGAUAACAUUUAAAACAGCCAAUGAACAGUUGCUGGCUUCAAAUCCAGCUACCAAGAGGACCCUAGGAACUUCGAGGAAAGCUCAAGCUAAAUUUGUAUCUCCUAUGAUCGGAGCUCAAGAUAAACAAGAAAGUGUUGAGCCUACUGUGACAGAUGAAAGACUCAAACAUAUUGAUCCCAAGAUGAUAGAGCUGAUUGAGAGUGAAAUUAUUGAUAAAGGAACUCCUAUAGGUUGGGACGACAUAGCAGGUUUACACCUUGCGAAGUCAGUGAUACAAGAGGCGGUAGUGUGGCCUCUACUCCGCCCAGAUAUAUUUACAGGGCUGAGGCGACCACCCAAAGGGAUUCUGUUGUUUGGACCGCCGGGAACUGGAAAGACCUUAAUUGGCAAGUGUGUGGCCGCGCAGUGCAACGCUACUUUCUUCAGCAUAUCGGCGUCCUCGCUCACGUCCAAGUGGAUCGGUGACGGAGAGAAGAUGGUGCGCGCGCUCUUCGCCGUUGCUAGAUGCCAUCAGCCUGCUGUUAUAUUUAUAGACGAGAUCGACUCGCUAUUAACACAGAGGAGUGAUACAGAACAUGAAGCCACCAGGAGGAUCAAGACCGAGUUCUUGGUGCAGUUCGAUGGUGCAGCUACAGGUGAUGAAGACCGUCUCCUAAUAGUAGGUGCUACCAACCGUCCUCAAGAGUUAGAUGAAGCUGCGAGGAGAAGACUUGUUAAGCGCCUCUACAUACCACUGCCUGACGCUGGCGCUCGUCAGCAGAUAAUAACGAAUCUGCUAAAGAACGAAAACAACGAGCUGACGUUGCAACACAUAGCCGAGGUGGCCGGCCUCACGGAGGGGUACUCGGGCGCUGACAUGCGCUCCCUCUGCUCCGAGGCAGCCAUGGGACCUGUCAGAUCUGUUCCUCUUUCGCAAAUCGUCAGCAUUGAUAGGAAUAAGGUACGCCCUGUGAAUUUUCAAGAUUUUGUCAACGCUCUACAACGAGUGAAGCCUAGUGUAUCGCAAGACGAUUUGGGACAAUAUGUUAAAUGGAAUAAAACUUAUGGCCAAGGUUUUUAG
Molecule: messenger RNA, 1713 nt
Organism: Arctia plantaginis
Lineage: Eukaryota; Metazoa; Arthropoda; Insecta; Lepidoptera; Erebidae
Source: the annotation of a GenBank genome assembly